This is a messenger RNA of Tinamus guttatus (white-throated tinamou), 1141 nucleotides long. Lineage: Eukaryota; Metazoa; Chordata; Aves; Tinamiformes; Tinamidae. The record is from RefSeq and is a predicted model, not a curated record.
GACUCGCACGCGCUGUCGGAGCUCGUGUACUCUGCUUCCAACCUCCUGGUGCUGCUGAACGACUGGAUCCUCCGAAAGGAGCUGCAGCGGAGCCUGCCCGUGUCACUGCCCCAGCAGAAGCUGCUGACCUGGCUGAGCGUGCUAGAAUGUGUGGAGGUCUUUGCAGAGAUGGGGACAGCCAGGGCGUGGGGGGAGAUGGGCCGAUGGACCAUCAUUGUCCUCAUCCAGCUGGCUAAAGCCAUCCUGCGUCUCCUGCUGUUGCUGUGGUACAAAGCUGGCAUCCAGACAUCUCCUCCCAUUGUGCCGCUGAACAGAGAGCAGCAGCAGCCUCUCCACCCAGAAGACACGGAAGGCAGUUCCUCAGGGAAGGAUCAGACCUAUGUGGGCAAGCGUUCCAGCCGUGUUGUGCGGUCUCUACAGAGCACCCCAUCCCUCCAGUCCAGGCACUGGGGGUCCCCCCAGCAGAGAGAAGAGUCCCAGAGCCGAAGAGCAGAUGAGAUGAACCAACCUCCCACCCCGCUGGGCCUCCAAGAAACCAUCGCAGAAUCUAUCUACAUUGCCCGGCCCCUACUCCACUUACUGAGUUUAGGAGUGUGGGGCCAGAAAUCGUGGAAGCCAUGGCUCCUGUCAGCAAUCCUGGACAUCUCAAGUCUGAGCUUGCUGAGUGAUCUGAAAGAUUUGAACAGACGAGAGCGUGCGGAGCUGAGGCGGCGAACCAUCCUCCUGCUGUACUACCUGCUGAGAUCUCCCUUCUAUGACCGAUACUCAGAGGGCAGGAUUCUCUUCCUUCUGCGCUUGUUGGCUGAUUAUGUGCCUGGACUUGGCUUUGUCACACGGCCGCUGAUGGAUUACUUGCCUGCUUGGCAGAAAAUUUACUUCUAUAAUUGGGGCUGAUGAGAAGAUGACCCUUCUUUGCUAAGAUCAUGGUUGGACAUCUCUAAGGAGCACAAUCAAGCUGGGGAAAGGGUGUUGAUCUCGUCUAAUUUUCAGUUAAACCAUCAAUGAGAAGCUCCUAUUCUGCAGGGUGGGAGGGAGGUGUAUGUAAUUUUUUAACAGAUCUAGCUGUGAAUGAUGGACACUGUAUGAAGAGAUCUUGGCCAUUUUUUUCUCCUGGACAGUGCUGUGGCUGCAGUGAUGGUGG